Molecule: messenger RNA, 2888 nt
Organism: Nezara viridula (southern green stink bug)
Lineage: Eukaryota; Metazoa; Arthropoda; Insecta; Hemiptera; Pentatomidae
Source: the annotation of a GenBank genome assembly
AAAGAAACUCGUGGAACACCUUGUACCCUUCCCUACUGUGUCAGGUUGUAAGGUUCAAAAAAUUGUUACCUUACUUCAAAAUUUGUGUACCUGAUACCAGACAAACAAAGAAAUGCCACGAGGAAAAGGUACCGAAGAGGCUGACAAACUAACGAGAAUUGCAAUUGUCAAUUCUGAUAAGUGUAAACCUAAAAGGUGUAGACAAGAAUGCAAAAAAUCAUGUCCAGUUGUCCGAAUGGGAAAAUUAUGUAUUGAAGUCACUCCAAAUGACAAAAUCGCUGCUAUUUCAGAGGAACUAUGUAUUGGUUGUGGUAUUUGUGUGAAGAAAUGCCCCUUCGAAGCCAUCACAAUUAUUAAUUUGCCCAGCAAUCUUGAAAGGGAUACUACUCAUCGAUACUCUCAGAACUCCUUCAAGCUACAUAGGCUACCAAUUCCUAGACCUGGUGAAGUUUUAGGAUUGGUUGGAACUAAUGGUAUUGGAAAAUCUACUGCUCUGAAGAUUCUUGCUGGCAAGCAGAAGCCAAACUUAGGACGUUAUUCGAAUCCUCCUGAUUGGGCUGAAAUCUUAAACCAUUUCAGAGGGUCAGAAUUGCAAAACUAUUUCACCAAAAUUUUAGAAGAUGAUCUUAAAGCUUUAAUUAAACCACAGUAUGUUGAUCAGAUUCCAAAAGCUGUUAAGGGUACUGUUCAAGCUCUGUUGGAUAGGAAAGAUGAGAGGAAAAAUCAAGAUGAAAUUUGUGUUUUGCUAGAUUUAGAUAAGAUUAGAGACAGGUCCAUAGAGAACCUUUCUGGAGGAGAAUUACAAAGGUUUGCCUGUGCCAUGGUUUGCAUUCAAGAUGGAGACAUUUUCAUGUUUGAUGAACCUUCCAGUUAUUUAGAUGUUAAGCAGCGUCUUAAAGCUGCUUACACUAUCAGAUCCCUUAUCAGGCCCGACAAGUUUAUUAUCGUGGUCGAGCAUGAUCUCUCAGUAUUAGACUACUUAUCAGACUUUAUAUGUUGCUUAUAUGGAGUACCUGGAGUCUAUGGAGUUGUUACUAUGCCGUUCUCUGUAAGAGAAGGUAUCAACAUAUUUUUGGAUGGAUUUGUACCUACCGAAAACCUGCGUUUUCGAGAUGAGUCUUUAGUAUUCAAAGUAGCUGAAAGUGCUACUGAAGAAGAGGUGAAGAGAAUGCAGCAUUAUGAGUACCCUAAGAUGUGCAAGACAAUGGGACCUUUCAAGCUUAAAGUUCAGGCUGGUCAAUUUACCGAUUCAGAAAUUGUUGUACUUCUUGGUGAAAAUGGAACUGGAAAGACUACCUUUAUCAGAAUGCUAGCAGGAAAUCUAGCACCUGAUGAUGGUUCUGGUGAUUUGCCUCAGCUGAAUAUCAGUUACAAACCCCAGAAAAUCAGUCCUAAAUCAACCGGACUCGUCAGGCAGCUAUUACAUGAAAAGAUAAGGGAUGCUUAUAUUCACCCUCAGUUUGUGACUGAUGUAAUGAAGCCCCUAAAGAUUGAUGAUAUCAUGGAUCAGGAAGUACAGAAUCUAUCAGGAGGUGAAUUGCAAAGAGUGGCUUUAACACUCUGCCUGGGCAAGCCUGCCGAUGUAUAUCUUAUUGACGAGCCUUCUGCCUACCUGGAUUCUGAGCAGCGUUUAGUUGCUGCUAAAGUUAUUAAAAGGUUUAUUCUACAUGCUAAGAAGACUGGAUUCGUUGUCGAGCACGAUUUUAUUAUGGCUACUUACCUCUCAGAUAGAGUCAUUGUUUUUGAAGGAAUGCCUUCGGUUGAAACAACAGCUAAUGCCCCACAGAGCCUUCUUGCUGGGAUGAACAGGUUCUUGGAAGUACUUGAGAUUACAUUCCGUAGAGAUCCCAAUAACUACAGGCCAAGGAUAAACAAAGCUAAUUCUGUCAAGGAUGUUGAGCAGAAAAGAGCUGGCCAGUAUUUUUUUCUGGAAGAUUAAUUUGUUGUAUAUUUAUUUCAUUCACCUUUUUAUAAAGAUUCUUUUUGUUUUAAAUAAAUGUUUAAGACAUGAUCUGCUGAUAUAUUUUUACCAUAUCAUUUAAGAAAUCGAUUGAUAGUUGAAACUUCUUUUUUCACCCUUCUUUAUGUUGUGUCAUAAUUUUCAGUUAUUAGAAAUUUUAAUUAUUACAGUAUUUACUCAAUAUGGAUGCAUGGUUUAUUACAAAAUAUAAAUACAUUUAUACCUAUAAUUGUUUCCUUUAUCUUUUUUAACUCAGAUAUUUAUGUUAAAAUAUUAGUAGAAGUAACUAGAUGGAUAUUUUAUUCUCAUGAAAUGAUUUAUAUGCUAAAUGUUAAGGCAUUUCUCGAAGAUUUAACUCCUUUCUCCAAAUUAUUUCUAUUAAGUUUUCCUCUAUUUAAUAAUUUUAAUUUAUUUAUGGAUGUAUAACAUUAAAGGGCAGUUCUUCCCUCUUAUGCAAGUCAAUACUAAUUAUAAGCUGUUAAAUAAGUCGUCUUGCCAGAUGCCGCAGAUUAAUGAGCAGCUCAGUCGAACCUUGAACAUUAACUUGUUUAACCUGUUUACUUUGUAUAAAAUUAAUGUUUUUUCGUUUUAAUAUGAAAUAGUUGAAGAUAAAAGAAACAUAAUACAACUUAUCCCAAGGUCUUGCUGAAUAAGUGAAAGAUAAAUAGAUCCUACAUAAUCAAAGUUCUUAUUUAAUUCUAUGUGUUGUUUUUGUAGUUGAAAUUUAUUCCAUUAAUUUUUAUUUUAGACAUUAAUGUUUCCAAAACUAUUAAGCAAUAUUAUUUUAUUAUUAAUUAAAUGUGUUGCUAAUACAUUAUAUAAUAGUAUAGGAAUGAUAUUUAUAUUUAUUAAUGUUCAUAUAUUAUAGAGUGUAGCUAUUCAUGAAUAAGUAAUUAGCUUUCUUUUGGUAUAAAGAUAUCAAUAUCAG